AUGCAUUCAAAAGUAAUAAUUAUUGGAUCAGGCCCAGCAGGUCAUACUGCAGCUAUUUAUCUUGCAAGAGCUGAAUUAAAACCUGUUUUAUAUGAAGGAAUGUUAGCAAAUGGUAUUGCAGCAGGUGGACAAUUAACAACAACGACUGAUGUUGAAAAUUAUCCUGGAUUUCCUGAUGGCAUUAUGGGGCCUUUAUUAAUGGAGAAGUUCCGGGAACAAUCAGUAAAGUAUGGGACAUGUAUUAUAACAGAAACAGUAUCAAAGCUUGAUUUAUCAAAACGCCCUUUUAAAUAUUGGUGUGAAUCUGAUGAAAAUACAUGUCAUACGGCAGAUGUAGUUGUGAUGGCAACUGGGGCGUAUGCUCGACGAUUACAUAUUCCAGGUGAAGAGACAUAUUGGCAGCGCGGAAUUUCAGCCUGUGCUGUAUGUGAUGGGGCAGCACCAAUAUUUCGAGGAAAAUGUCUUUCAGUCGUAGGAGGUGGAGAUUCUGCUGCAGAAGAAUCGUUAUUUUUAACGAGAUAUGCAACUAAAGUAUAUCUACUUGUUAGGAGGGACAAAUUAAGGGCUUCAGCAGUUAUGGCUAAAAGAUUACUUAAUCAUCCUAAAAUUGAAGUUAUCUGGAAUACAGUAGUGUUACGGUCACUCGGUGAUGGUCAUUUGUUAAAUCGUUUGGAAAUUAAAAAUGUUAAAACGCAAGUUGUUUCAGAAUUACAUGUUAGUGGUCUCUUUUAUGCAAUUGGUCAUGAACCAGCAACGGCUUUAGUUCGAGGUCAAGUUGAAUGUGAUGAUAAUGGAUAUAUUAUUACGAAGAAUGGUGGCCCUGAAACAAAUAUUAAGGGAUUUUUUGCAGCAGGUGAUGUUCAAGACAAAAAGUGGCGACAAGCAGUUACGUCUGCGGGCAGUGGAUGUAUGGCAGGACUUGCAGCUGAACGAUUAUUAGCAGAAGAGGAAGAAAUGAAAAAUAUAGAAAAAAAUAAGAAAUAG
Pneumocystis jirovecii RU7 is the source of this 984-nucleotide messenger RNA. RefSeq names its product thioredoxin reductase. NCBI's taxonomy places the organism in Eukaryota, Fungi, Ascomycota, Pneumocystomycetes, Pneumocystales, Pneumocystaceae. Bases 1 to 984 code for a protein of 327 amino acids. Gene Ontology annotation, biological process: removal of superoxide radicals. Gene Ontology annotation, molecular function: thioredoxin-disulfide reductase (NADPH) activity. Gene Ontology annotation, cellular component: cytoplasm. The transcript has 5 exons. The record is from RefSeq and is a predicted model, not a curated record.